AUGUAGACUGCUUCUACAAAUAUUUGUGAAAGAACUGUGCAAGAAGUCCAUGCAUGAAAUGUCCUUGCUACUAAAUAUUCCAUUGUCAACUGUUAGUGGUAUUAUAACAAAGUGGAAGCAACUUGGAACAACUGCAACUCAGCCACGUAGUGGUAGGUCACUUAAAAUGACAGAGCGGGGUCAGCGCAUGCUGAAGCGCACAGUGCGCAGAGGUAGCCUACUGUCUGCAGAGUCAAUAGCUAAACACCUCCAAACUUCAUGUUGCCUGCAAAUUAGCACAACAAAAGUGCAUAGAGAGCUUCAUGGAAUGGGUUUCCAUGGCCGAGCAGCUGCAUCCAAG
This is a messenger RNA of Staurois parvus, 340 nucleotides long. NCBI's taxonomy places the organism in Eukaryota, Metazoa, Chordata, Amphibia, Anura, Ranidae. The record is from the annotation of a GenBank genome assembly.